Molecule: messenger RNA, 3345 nt
Organism: Oncorhynchus mykiss (rainbow trout)
Lineage: Eukaryota; Metazoa; Chordata; Actinopteri; Salmoniformes; Salmonidae
Product: DDB1- and CUL4-associated factor 7
Molecular function (GO): protein binding
Source: RefSeq, a predicted model, not a curated record
UUAGAAACACCAUUGAUACAACAGUGGUAGUCUUUUUUAAGUGGUCCAAGACAGCAGCCAUUGCUUCGGUGAAUAGUCCUAUGUUUGUUGCAGUUUAUUCUGUGUGCUCAAUGUAGCGUUUUCAGCUAACCCUUGUAAACGUACUGUAAUGUUUUGGUGGGCUCUUCAUCAACAUAAGGCUACUGCAGAUUAUACAAAGUAGCUACAUUGAAACGUUGAGUGCCAUCUUAUUUGACUACAAAGGGGAAAAAAAGCAUCGGCCUCCAAGACGCAUUUAGCUCGGAAAUUUAAACCCGGUUGUAGAUUAAGUCACAGUUCGCCUUAUUUGGUAUUUUUUUGAAUACAUAGAUUUUUCACUGCCUUGACCAUGUCGCUUCACGGUAAGCGCAAAGAAAUUUACAAAUACGAGGCGCCAUGGACGGUAUAUGCAAUGAAUUGGAGUGUGCGACCAGACAAGCGCUUUCGUCUCGCUCUUGGCAGCUUUGUCGAGGAGUACAAUAACAAGGUUCAGAUAGUUGGAUUGGAGGAGGAGAGCUCAGAGUUUGUCUGCCGGAACACAUUCGACCACCCUUACCCCACCACAAAAAUUAUGUGGAUUCCCGACACCAAGGGGGUGUAUCCUGACCUGCUGGCUACCAGUGGAGACUACCUGCGCAUUUGGAGGGUGAGUGACACUGAGACUCGUCUGGAAUGCCUGCUCAACAACAACAAAAACUCUGACUUCUGUGCACCGCUGACAUCCUUUGACUGGAAUGAGGUGGACCCUAACCUGCUGGGUACCUCCAGUAUUGACACCACCUGCACUAUCUGGGGCCUGGAGACAGGUCAGGUACUGGGCAGGGUCAACCUGGUGUCUGGCCAUGUCAAGACUCAGCUCAUCGCCCAUGACAAAGAGGUCUAUGACAUCGCAUUCAGCCGAGCCGGUGGUGGCCGGGACAUGUUUGCGUCGGUGGGGGCAGAUGGCUCUGUGCGCAUGUUUGACUUGCGCCACUUGGAGCACAGCACCAUCAUCUACGAGGACCCCCAGCACCACCCGCUGCUCCGCCUCUGCUGGAACAAACAAGACCCCAACUACCUGGCCACCAUGGCGAUGGAUGGAAUGGAGGUGGUGAUCUUGGACGUCCGUGUGCCAUGCACCCCAGUGGCCAGACUUAACAACCACCGCGCCUGUGUCAACGGCAUCGCCUGGGCGCCCCACUCCUCCUGCCACAUUUGUACAGCAGUAGCGGAUGACCAUCAGGCGCUGAUCUGGGACAUCCAGCAGAUGCCCAGGGCCAUCGAGGACCCCAUCCUGGCCUACACGGCCGAAGGCGAGAUCAAUAACGUCCAGUGGGCAUCCACCCAGCCUGACUGGAUCGCAAUCUGCUACAACAACUGCCUAGAGAUUCUCCGCGUCUGACAUAACCUGGGCUCAGCUCUUAGCGGGACAGUCUGAGGUGAUCCUUGGAAUCUGAUCUGAUCUGAGCUCAGUGUCGAUGUCCUAUUUUAAUACAGUUGGUAAACAUAGAGGGAUAGUUUAACUCCGGCCCGCUCAAGAACGGACAUGGCAACUUCAUUUUUAUGAUCUGACGUCAACAGGGACUCCUGUUCAUGUAGGACUGAACUGUAUGAUACUGGAUUGUGUAUGUGUUGCCCUUUUCAUUUCAGGAUAAUGUUAUAGAUGCCCUUUACACUCAAAGGGGGGCGACAACGUUACCCACAGACAAUGUUUACACCCUCCUGAGUAAUUUACGGAAAUGCUCAAGACUCCCUCUGGCUGCCUCUCAAUUUAGAAUUUUCUCAGAAGCUGUUAUUUUUUUGACAGACAUGUUUGAAUAAGAUGCAGUUCAUUGUGAGAUUUAUGUUUUGUGAAGGAAAAACAAGAACCCAAAUCAAGAGUAGCCAAAAGACUCAUCACAAUUAUACCCACACUUACCAGGGCACUUUGUUUAAAUCUGAGACUUUUCAGCAUGUUGUUUGAUAAGUGUAUAGGCUUUAACAUGUGAAUGGAUCUGUUUCUUUAAAGUGGUUUUUGGUAGAAUCAGCAGUUGCUACAUCCAUUUUUGGGACGUAUACAUUUAAUGAUGUGUACCCAUUUUGAUUCUUGAAGAAUAUAACUUAUAAAUGCUUAGUUCAAAGUCGUUCCAAAUCAGAACCCAAAAUAUAAGCUCAUGUUUGUAAACAAAGUAAAUGUAAACACCAUAUAGCCUCAAAACAUGGUAAAACGAUAGUUUUGAUAUCAUGAAUGGUCAGUACUUGCAUCCAUAGCAGUCUACGAAUUUGAGUGGUUAGAUUUCUCCAGCCCCAACCCCUCAGCUUUUGACCGAAGCGGGGGCGGGGGAGUCUCUCUUGUUAUUGUUUCUACUGCCGAUUCCGCUUUUACGCUCUUUUUAACAUUUUAAAUGCAGUAUAAUGUAUGUAGUUAUUAGUUGAGUGGCCAUUGUAAUUUACAAUAUCUUUGUUCUCUUAACACCCCAUUAUGUCUGAAUCACAUAGUUUCAGAUCAUAUGGUUAUAUUUAAAACGGGACUGAAUUCAACUAUUCAGGUAUUCAAUUGUUUUUAUCUUCACAUUUACAGUUUUGCCAUUGAACAUAGUGACAAUUGUGAUAUGAAAAACAUCUUUAUUUAAUACAAAUUACAGUAAAUUUCUCCAUUGAACUUAUUCAUCCACUACUUCAAUACAGCUUUGCUAUUUGUCUUCCUUGGUUCUGCCUGUAAAAUAUUGUAAAAAAUGAUCUUAUUGCUAAAGGUAACCCUAAACACUUUGUGUAUAAACUAGAUUAGGUAAAUGUAUAUGAAUUGUUGUAAUGUACAGAUGGGGAUAUUGUAUUGUUGAGGUGCAAAGGUCAUAUCAAGAAGUGGUUCUACUUUUUACAUUGUACUUCAAGCCUCGGUCGAAAGGGCUACCUACAUAACACCGUCACAAUGACAUGAACAGCCAUGACAGCUGGGGUCACCUUUUAUGGCAACCAACUUUUAAAAAUGACACAAACCAUUUAAUAGGCUUAGUCAGUGGGGGGAGGGGAAUAAGGGAGGGUUGUCCAAAAAAGUUGCUUUGUUUAUUAGUUUUUAUUGGGCACAGGGGAGGGUAGUGCUUUUUUUCUGUUUACACUCUUUUUGCAGGUUUUACUAUAUAAUUUAUUCUAUCCUAGACAGAUUUCGUCAUCUGCUUGCGUGCAACCCAUAUAGGUUGUUAUCAAUAAAACGUCACAAUACGGUGCAGAGCGUUCGAUUUGGCUGCUCUGGUCAAGGAGAACCCCAGCUCUGCUAAAACCAUUGACGGCUAAGCCUACGUGCUGUUUUCAAGGGAUUGUUAAAUAAAUAUGAACUGCACUGAACAAAAAUAAAUGCAACAUGCAACAAUU